Molecule: messenger RNA, 642 nt
Organism: Exophiala xenobiotica
Lineage: Eukaryota; Fungi; Ascomycota; Eurotiomycetes; Chaetothyriales; Herpotrichiellaceae
Exons: 2
Coding region: 1-642 (213 amino acids)
Source: RefSeq, a predicted model, not a curated record
AUGAAAGCCUCACUCUUUGCCUUGGUCACCGCCUCGGCAUUCCUCGCGGUUCACUGCGCACCAUCGGCUCAGAACGACGGCCCACAUGACGACGAGUUUGAUAUAUGGGGCCAUAUCAAGAAGGAAUUGACGAAAUCGACGUCGCAAAUUAGUACCACCCAGGCACCAACCCGGACCACACUUCCACCCUUGGAGCCAACCACCAACAACGACCAAUUCAAUGACGACGAGGACUUUGCACUCUUUCCUCCCCGAGAAAUGCAUCCUUAUGGAGGAGGCACGCUGUCAAGCUCAUCGUCCUUGCCGGAGCCGACCACCUUGGUCCCAAGAGCUGCGUCAUGGGAGAUCUGCGACGGUACCAAUCCGGACAACCCAUAUACCACCGCCAACGGCAAGAAGUUUUACUACAAUUGCGACUGGCGAUACGAUCUCCUCGACGUCAACGGGUGGCAUCAAUGGUUCAAAACCACCUCGUUCCGUGCGUGUAUCGACUCAUGCUCGACUAAUGACAAGUGUAAUGCCAUCUGGUUUUUCAAGAGUGACAGCGAGUGUUGGCUGUUGGAUGCCGCGCGCAAGCAAAAGGCCUCGGAACUGACCUACAACGACGUCUCACAUGGCAUCGACUCGGCCAUCUUGCUCUGA